UCUCAGUUAGCCGAGCUCUGCCGUAAAGGCAACACGUUCGACCCAGGUGCUCCCACGGACCCUCAGUGGCUGGCCAGGCAAGGCAGGUGACACUUGCCGGCUGCAUACCUGUGCACUGUUGCUCCGCACACGCCACACACUCACUAACCCUGCCAAGACAGGUCGUGUAUUCUUGCUCCAUCUCAGGAGUUGGGAAAGCCGAAAGUGUCGCCGCGUCACAAAAAAAAAAAAAAUCCUUCCUAUAGCGAUGGGGGCAAAUGACAAUUGUUACUAAUUUAUUGUUCACUCUGUAACGCUGUGUAGCUGAACUGCAAUCAUGGCCAAACCCGAGACGGAGGUGGAGGGGCACAGUGACGAUGUGGACACUAACAACAACACGGACAGCAAGACGCAGAAUGAUUCCGCGAGCGACAAGCCAACAACGAUCUGUGGGGGCAAGUACCAGCUGCGGCCCCGGUCCCUGCAGGCGCGGCGCCGCUCGGACAGCGAGUGGAGUAUCCAGGACACGCUGCGGCACAAGCCUCGGCCGCCGCCGCUGUCCCGCUAUCGCAGGAAGACGGCCAACGCGCGGGAGAGGUACCGCAUGCGGCAGAUCAACACAGCCUUCGAGAGCCUGCGGGGCGUCCUGCCCUCGUGGGUGUGCAGCCGCCGCGCAGCCGCCGACAUGACCAAGAUCACCACGCUGCGCCUGGCCUCCGCCUACAUCAGGUCCCUGCAGGACAUCCUGGACGGCAACGCUCCAGAGGACACCUGCUCCUGGGUGCUCUCCAGCAUCCUGGGUGAAGAAUCCGGGCCUCCAGAAUCAAAGUCAGAAUUCAAAUUCCAAGAAUUCCAGCCAAAUCCGAAAGCAAGUGGCCCAGACAAGAUCCAGCACACAGCCGGUGACCCACAGCAAGACACAGACUUCGUGUCUUUGCUGUGCAGCUCCUCAGACUCGGGAGUUUUCCAGGAUAAUCUCGAGACGUUUUCAUAUUUGUCGCCAAUGUCCGAGACUGAAGCAGUGGCACUAUUGCUAGGAGGCGACGCGGGUCGUGGGUGGAGUGACGUCCACCACACGCCGGUGGUGUCUUGAUGCAGCCGCCCAAGGCCACACGUGCCCCGCCGGGAGUGUGGUCGACGAAGGGAACUCGCAAAACAAAAGAGUGGUACCAGCCUCGCCUUGGUCUUUCUCACAGUUAGCGUCGCUGCUUCGUGAGGUUGCGAUCUGUGAUGACAGAAAAUAAUAUAUUGUUUAACACAUAUAUAUGUAUUUAUGAAAUAGUUGGUAGGAAGUGCCGAGGACACUGAAAGUCAACGGGGAGUGCAAAUUAAUAUAAGAUGUAAUUGUAAUAUGUUACACUUUUUUACUGUAAGUAUGAAAGGCAGAAUUGUAUGAACAGCAAACGUCUUCCAGAGUGAUUUGGUUUCGCUUGUUACUGUGUUUGACACCACCUGCACGGCCCGGCAACCUGCAUCCCCGCCAAGUUUCGAUUAAAAUUGUUACCAUCUAAAAAGUGAUCAGGCAAUCUAGUGUGGACUGAGGAAAAGAGCACAUACACAAACAUAUAUGAUUUCCUCAUUAUUCCAUGAAUCAGUAUUACCAACAAUCCAUCAUGCCUUCAGAUAGACAGUGUAGACAGAAACACACAUCCAUCAGCGGUCGGGUAAUAAAUCAAUUCGGGCUACUGCAUGUACGUGCUUCCUCUUGAAGCGGCACGGGUGCGUUGGUAAGCCCUGGGAGGCAGCAGUGGCUUUGCUGAUCAGCUUUGUCACAUCGUAUAUAAAUCUAGUCAUUCCUUCUGUGCCAUACGAUAAGACAUGAUGUAUGCAAACGAUCUGCCGUACAAGAAAGUUAGUGAUAUUGAGAAUUAUGUUAAUAUAUUUCCAUUCACAUUUCUGUUAGCAAUACUCAAGCGACCGGCCGUUGUGGAAGGGCGAUGCCAUGUGAAGGGCUGAAAGCGCGCCGGGCGGCAGGCUGGAGGAGACCUGGCACAGUGUUCCCGGGGGCCAGCCAAGCAGUCUCGUGUGAGCCUUCCGCCCGGCAGAUGAUAGUCACUUGCCGCCCGGUGCUGUAUGUUGUGCAUUUUAGCUAGAGGUCAUCUGUUUUUUUUUUUAGCUCUCAAGGGAAACAUAUGGGUUGUAAUCCUAUUGUUAUACUAGAGAUUAAAUUAUGAUUUCUA
Eriocheir sinensis (Chinese mitten crab) is the source of this 2159-nucleotide messenger RNA. RefSeq names its product helix-loop-helix protein delilah-like. NCBI's taxonomy places the organism in Eukaryota, Metazoa, Arthropoda, Malacostraca, Decapoda, Varunidae. The record is from RefSeq and is a predicted model, not a curated record. The transcript has a single exon. Gene Ontology annotation, molecular function: protein dimerization activity. Bases 317 to 1072 code for a protein of 251 amino acids.